Molecule: messenger RNA, 2888 nt
Organism: Tuber aestivum (summer truffle)
Lineage: Eukaryota; Fungi; Ascomycota; Pezizomycetes; Pezizales; Tuberaceae
Source: the annotation of a GenBank genome assembly
CACACACACUCUUUCCCUCCUCCCCUGGGUGUUCCCCUCGUUACAGCACCGGUACCAUACAUCAUUUCCCAUCCAGUCCAUCUGCCCCCUUCCCCUUCUCUCCCUAACCUCCUCCUCUUUCUUCCCACCGCUCGUUGCUAUUGCCGCCGCUGCCUUCGUUUUUUCCUGUUUUCGGUGGACCGUUGUACGCGUACUGUAUCAUCAUUCCGUCGCUCUCUAUUCCGUCGCUCCCGUUCUGCGUACCUACGGCUGCUUUUGGUAUGUCAGUUGCAUGCUUGUCCUCCCAUCCAUCCCCUCCCUCCUUUGGCCAAGCUACCCUUUCCCCAGCCUUCCCCAAUUUGGGUCCAGUCUGGAUAAGUCCUUGUCUCGCGGAGAACCUGUUUACCGAUUGUUACUCACUACUUCCCCCCCACCCAGUUACGUACCCUUCCCACUCUCGUUGCUUCCUAUACAUAAACACACACGCACUUACUCAAACACCUCGAAACAAGUACCGCUAUUCCAGUUGUCACCGUCGCUCUUUUAACUAUUCUUCUGGUUCCGCUGUUCCUCGUGUUGUCCACCCUUAGUGACACGGGUUCCUUUUUUUUUUUUUUGCUUCCUCUUUCUGCCGGUAGUCAUUAGGCGUUUUAGGGCCAAAAGGGGAGGAGGAGAAAGGAAAAAAGAAACUUGUGGCCGAGUUCGGAAGCCGACGACGUGGGUGCUUUCAGCACUUAUUUCUAGGUUGGAUUGUGGUAGACUGCGCCUCGACCUUGCUUCGCUUCAGCCUUCGCUCACUUUGUUGCUCCUCACCAGCACAGAGUGGGAAGCGCUUUCCCUUGUUCGCAGAUAUCAUCGUGGGAAUUAAUUAUCAUGCGGUGGAAUUCCUCGCUCCUCUUGUACCUACUACUGGCGCUGCUCGCUACAACCGUCUUGUCACAAGACGACUCUGGGACGGGGAACCCACCUGCGUCGACCAAUAAACCCCCUGAGACAUCGAAGCCGCCUGAGCCGACGACAACAGAACCGCCCAAGGAAACCUCAACGAAGGAUGGCGAUAACAAACCUUCCAAUGCCCCAGAAUCUACGUCGUCUGUGCGCAUCACGGCGGGCAGUACUUCUGAGACCGAAGCCACGGACGCUUCUCCCGCCAGCAACACUAGGUUCCCUUCAGUUUCAAAGGGCUUCGCGCCGGCUACCCCCACCGCUACUGUUCCACCAACUGCGAACGCACCCUUCAUGCAAAAGUCCUCAUUACCCGAGGGAACUGUAUUCAUUGCUGUGGGAUCUGCUUUGGGAUUGUUCGGCCUGUCGGUCAUACUUUGGAGAUGCCUUGUCGCCUGGUCACUCCAUCGUUCAGUCAAGCGUGCGGCGAUGAAUGCUAAUAUAUCGGACACCAAGGCCCUGAUCCGCCCACCCCCUAACGGUGGAAACGGUGGCUUCUACGCGGCGGGUCCGGGUUCCACUCUAUCACUCGACCACUUAGGCGCGCCACCCCGCCCAGGAACCAACCCGAACCGCCAACAAAAUCCCACCUCCAGUUUAUUCUUCUCACCAACCGCCGGAACGGGGAAUGCGGGUGGGGACAGACGGUCCCAGUAUCUUCCUUCGGGAUACUAUGCUGCUGGAGCCCGCGAUAGCACCGUCGGAUCGGGCGGUCAUCCAAACUCGUCACACACACAUCUCGCGACCCACAGUGUCUCCUCAUCCCGCUACAACCCCAACCGAGGUAUGGGAAUUUCGCCACCCGGCUCACCGCUCAUUGCCCCUACCGGUCCCGCUGCUCGUGGCGGCAGUAGCCACAGCGGUGGCCAGCAGUUGGGUGGCCUGAGAGGCAGCGAAAGCCACACAUCUCUCAAUUUACCACCCUCCGGCAGGGCUCCGAGUGCGUACCUCGAAGACCUCUUUGAGAACCACCGACAACAGAGCCCUGGAAACAACGGCCGUUAUUGAUCACGUACGCGAUGAUUAGCCCGGGAGUCAAGGAAACUAAAUUUAGAUGCCCUUCUUCUUUUUCUUUUCUGCCCCUCUACAUAAAAUACCAUUAUUUUCCUCCCAUGUACGGGUUUUCUUUUUCAUUAUUUGGCCUGUUUUGUAUUGUCCUGCGUUGCGCUACAAGAUACGAUGUGUAUUCCUUCUCUUGCUUCUUCCUUUCGCUGCUUUAAGUCAUUGUUAUGGGCUGGGCGCUUCAAUCGAUUACUUUUUGUCUUUUCCACACUUUUACUUACCCUUCCUCCGAGCUUGGUUCUUUGAACUUGCAGAUAAUGGCCAAGGGGCAGAUGCUCUAGGGGGCAUCUCAUGAGAUCUCUUGUAUGUAUGUAGUUAUGUAGGAGGUUAGGCAGGGGUGUUUGUUCUGUUCAAAUUUUGAUACUUAGAAGGUUAAGUUAAGCAAGCCAAGGUUCAGACGCUCGUUCUACUUCCCUCAUCUGCUCGAGGCUUUCCUUUCCCUCCAUUCCUUUCCCCGUCCGCUCACUUUGGAGCAGAGAGCGUUGGGAGAAGGAAGUAAAAGUAUAUAGGACCGUACACCCAUCGGGUGGAAGCAUUCUCAAGCCCGCAGAGUGCUUCGUACAGUGCACGAAAUCUUGGCCGAAGUACAAGUACAAGUGAGAGCCCAGCGCAGCACACGAUAUGUUACCACCGUCUCACCUGCUCCACCAAUGCACUCUGCUGGUAGUAGAGUACCCCCCCCUCUGGCUCACAAGGCACAACCCAAACCAGAUAGAAGAGGAUACCGGGUUUCCAGCUACCAUUAAUCCGUAAACUCCCCUCAAACAAAAUGGUACCUCAAAAUGAGCAGCCAAGUAUCCGAUAUCCGCAGUGCGACUGCUUACGAUCGCUAUUAUUUUUACUCCAAGUAUAUACGAAGUGCUGGACAUCCCGAGUUCUAACAAUCGACCGGGAUGUACGAU